Messenger RNA from Oncorhynchus keta (chum salmon), 11346 nucleotides. RefSeq names its product hypermethylated in cancer 1 protein-like. The record is from RefSeq and is a predicted model, not a curated record. The transcript has 2 exons. Gene Ontology annotation, biological process: regulation of transcription by RNA polymerase II. NCBI's taxonomy places the organism in Eukaryota, Metazoa, Chordata, Actinopteri, Salmoniformes, Salmonidae. Gene Ontology annotation, molecular function: RNA polymerase II cis-regulatory region sequence-specific DNA binding; DNA-binding transcription factor activity, RNA polymerase II-specific; protein binding. The coding region runs from base 145 to 2430 and encodes 761 amino acids. Gene Ontology annotation, cellular component: nucleus.
GUGUCGAUAUAGUACUAUUGCACGUGAGAAAUAAAAGAGCGUGCGGGGCAGAGAGAAAGAACGAACUGUGAUAGAGAGUAUGAGAAAACAACGAAGAGGUUGGUAAUAGCACGGAAUUUUAGGCGAGUAAACUUGGAAGUCUGGAUGGGGGAAUCCCGAGGAGAAGAUUUCACAAACGGCCACGACACCAGACAUGAGUCCGAGAUAUCUGCUGUUUUAGGUGGCGGUCUGACGACGAUGCUCCAUGCCAUGGAAGUCCCAAGUCAUGCUAGACACCUCCUCCUGCAACUCAACACCCAGCGCACCAAGGGCUUCCUGUGUGAUGUCAUCAUCGUGGUGCAGAACGCGUUGUUCCGAGCCCAUAAGAAUAUUCUGGCCGCCAGCAGCCUCUACCUGAAGUCCCUGGUCGUCCAUGACAACCUCAUCAACCUAGACCACGAGAUGGUGAGUCCCGGGGUGUUCCGGGUCAUUCUAGACUACAUCUACACGGGCCGUCUGACGGAGGGAGACCCCAGCUCCCCAACAGAGCCCAACCUGGGGGCCGUGCUGGCUGCAGCUAGCUAUCUGCAGCUGCUGGACUUAGUGGCACUGUGUAAGAAGAAGAUGAGGAGAAAUGGGAAGUACCCUCUCCGCCCCACUCCUGCCUUUCUGCCCUAUGGGAAGAUGGGCCCCAAUAGUUUGGGUUUAGGGGGAGGGGGCAGGUAUCGGGUGUCCACCCCUGUUAUUCAGUCCUGCUACCCAGGGGGAGUUGUGAACACCCACACGCCCCGCGCCCCACCACUAGAGGAGCUGCCACCCCACCCCCAUGCCACCCAUGCAGGGGAGUUGUAUGCCCCCACCUCCUCUCAGGGCCCUCAGGUGUUCCCCUCCACACCCUCAGCCCUGCCUGCCCAGCCCAGCCUGCGCCCAGCUCACUCUGACAGGAACUGCUCCCCCAUCUAUGGCCUGGACCUCUCCAAGAAGAGCCCCAACUCCCAGUCCCAGAACACUCCCUCCCACCCCCACCUGGCCCACGCCCUGCCCCACCACGAUGAGGAGCGGGAGGGGGGGCUGAGCGGCCGCACCAGCCCAAUGCCGGGGAACAAUGGCGGGGCCUACCCCACAGAGAAGAUGGAGACAGCUGAUCAGGCUGGGUCUCUCCCACCUCAUUCUUACCCCCACCUUAAUAAGCCCCUGGGGCCCCACCUCCACCGCUCCAGCUCCCAAGGUCCAGACCACUACCCCUGCCCCCUCAGCCCCGACACCCCCACAGAGGCUGGAGAGCCCAGCAGGGAGAUGGGCAACAUCUACCGCUGGGUGAAGCAUGAGCCACUGUCAUACACAGCUGAGGAUGAAGAGGAUGACGAGGAUGAGGAGGAACGGGGUGGAAACGGAGACCAAAACCACCAGCAUCACAACCACCAUCACAAAGCAGGGGAGGAGAGCGAUGAUCGCUACCGUAGGGUGGGCUGUGAUGGGGAGGAGGAGAAGAGUGGCUCAGGCAGUGAGGGGACAGGCAGUAGUGAGGGUCGACCAUCACCCACAGGGGCCAUGGGGAGGUUCCACCUACCCUACGAGCCUGAGAGCUUUGGGGACAACCUGUACGUGUGCAUCCCCUGUGACAAGGGCUUCCCCAGCUCUGAGCAGCUCAACGCCCACGUGGAGACCCACACAGAGGAGGAGCUGUACUCUGGAGGGGAGAUGGGCAGCAGCAACCCCAAAAACAACAGUAGCAACAGCAAUGGUAACGGCAGCCUGAACAGCCUGGAGGGGAAGUCCAGCCAGAGCCUGACGCCUGGGGUCCUGGGGGAGAUCAUCAGACCCUAUCGCUGUAACUCCUGUGAGAAGUCCUACAAGGACCCGGCCACGCUGCGCCAGCACGAGAAGACCCACUGGCUCACACGGCCCUACCCCUGCAGCAUCUGUGGCAAGAAGUUCACCCAGCGCGGCACCAUGACCCGCCACAUGCGCAGCCACCUGGGACUCAAGCCCUUUGCAUGCGAUCACUGCGGCAUGCGCUUCACCCGCCAGUACCGCCUCACAGAGCACAUGCGCAUCCACUCCGGGGAGAAGCCCUAUGAGUGUCAGGUGUGUGGGGGCAAGUUUGCCCAGCAGCGCAACCUCAUCAGCCACAUGAAGAUGCACAGCAGUGGGGGGGGCGGAGGGGCUCUGACGGCCGACGGAAAGCUGAAGCUGGACUUUUCGGAGGGGAUCUACCCCCUGAGUAAAUACGCAGCAGAGCACCUGGGGCUGAAGCAGGAGAAGGCCUCUGAGCUGCUGGCAGAGCAUGCCAUGGAGAGCCUGUUCCCGUUGUCCAAACUGGCAGCCGAACACCUGCGCCUCAGCCACCAUGACAAGAUGGAUGUCCUGGGGGUCCAGGCCCUUCCCCCUCCCCCAGGGUCCCUCUCUGACUUUCACUCUCGUACCAUUGAACGCUACUCCCCCAGCUAAAACCCUCUGACCAGUCACCCCCAGCAAGGCCUUGGCUACCACACAAUCCUGUGGGCACACAACUUAACUUACAGUAUUCUAAUGUCAUUCACCUCAACUCCAUCAGGAUCUGCACCUCAGACUAAGGCCAAUACUUGGCCUAAAGAAUGCCCACAAACUGUGUAGACUCUUAUAAGUGCCUUUCUUUCCUAAGUUUGCAUUAUAUGCAUUUUAAAGACCUUCCUAGAAUGAGAAACGUGCUAUUUCUAUUAUAUUUUGACCAAGGAAUACCCACUCAAAACAGUGUAGUGUUUAUGUAUACGCAAACCACUGAUCCAAAAACAAAUUGAGAACCAAAGAUCAAUUUUUCUUUGUUUUUUGUACAUAAUGAAAAACCAAAGAAACUGUUGCCAGAAAGUGUUGUAAUCUGACCCUACACCUGUACUUUUGUACUACUACUAUUGUAAUUGUACAUAAAAUGGGAAAAAAGCACAUAUGGACAAGAUUCAGGGCUCCUGUCCAGAACUGAAAGGACUGUUGGACAAAAGAAAAAGCCAAAGCUUUGGGAUUUGCAAUUGAUUGGAACACUUUUUCUUAAUUUCGUUUUUUGGGGUACUGGAUUUUUCUGUCUAUCUCCCUAUCCAGUUUUACGCCAUGCUCCAGCUGUUCUAGUCACGAGGGAGGGACUAACUGAAAACAGCAUUCGCUCCACCAUUUAGGUAAAGUUAUCUGUGCUUUGUUUUUCUACCGUUGUUAUGUACUCUGAUCAUGAUGUUGUGUACAGAGAGACUGAUAUUAAGUGACAGUAAUAGUAGCUUAAUGACUUGUACACUCAGUGCCAUAACCCUUUGAACCCAUAACCUCUCUUUAUUCGUAUUUUUCCAAUCAUAUUUUGACUUGCUUCCAGGUGCCUUCAAAUUGUUAUUGAGAAAGUAGCGAGUAGCACAACCCUGUGAUCUCACAACUGGGACGCAUCAUGGUGCAUACCCAACUGAUGACACGCCAAUCCUUCUCCAUGGCUUCAUCAUCCAGUGAUGUGGAGUGUAGACUAAGAAUGGGUGUUGCCUGUGACGUUGUGUAAUAUACUGAACAAAGAUAUAAACGCAACAUGCACCAAUUUCAAAGAUUUUACUGAGUUGUAGUUCAUACAAGGAAAUCAGUUACUUGAAAUAAAUUCAUUAGACCCUAAUCGAUGGAUUUCACAUGACUGGGCAGGGGUGCAGCCAUGGGUGGUCCUUGGAGGGCAUAGGCCCACCCACUGGGGAGCGAGGCCCAGCCAAUCAGAAUUAGUUUUUCCCCACAAAAGGGCAUACCCCCUCAGAUGAUUCCGCAGGUGAAGAAGCCGGAUGUUGAGGUCCUGGGCUGGUGUGGUUAUACGUGGUCUGCGGUUGUAAGGCUAUUUGGACUUACUGCCAAAUUCUCUAAAACAACAUUGGCGGCAGUUUGGUAGAGAAAUUAACAGUAUGGCAGCUAUGUUGGGCAAUUUCACGCUCCCUCAACUUGAGACAUCUGUGGCUUUGUGUUGUGUGACAAAACUACACAUUUUGAAGUGGCCUUUUAUUGUCCACAACACAAGGUGCACCUGUGUAAUGAUCAUUCUGUUUAAUCAGCUUCUUGAUAUGCCACCCGUCAGCUGGAUGGAUUACCUUGUCAAACUGACAGGGAUGUAAACAAAUUUGUGCACAACAUUUGAGCGAAAUGAACUUUUUGUGCUUAUGGAAAAUAUCUAGGAUUUUGCAUUUUGCGUUUCUAUUUUUGUUCAGUGAAUUUACAAUGGUGGGUACAGCUAUUCAACUCACCAGAGGAGAUCACAGAGAGGCCAUCCAAGUCAGUGCUGAGAGGCUUGAGUCAAUUACUCCUAAUCAGUCUCUAUCAAUAGCAGCAAUUGCUCUAACACAGAUGAUUCAUCAGCACUGACAAUUGUCCCAUUCUGAGCAUAAAUAGUACUAACCACGUUGAAUCCUUUUGACCCAUAGUAGUCUCAGCUCUGACAGAGGGCUGUGCUAUCAUUGACAAGCCAAAGUGACUGCUCCGCUGCUGCCUUAAUACACACACACACACACACACACACACACACACACACACACACACACACACACACACACACACACACACACACACACACACACACACACACACACACACACACACACACACACACACACACAGGGACUGGGAGCUGCUAAUGUGACGACGUUGUGAACAUGAGAGCUGGGCGCUAGCUGCCUCUGACAGUGUUCUGCUCGUGGUGCGGCGGCAGGCCGCGCUGUCUGUGUGGGUGAACAGCACAGCCCAGCUGCUGGCCUCCCAGUCUUCCAGUAAUCCCUGUGAAAUCUCACAUUCUCCCUGACAAUUCACACUGUCUGUCGGCCUGACGGCCCAUUUCAUGCCUGCCAUCCAGCCCCUCUGAUCCACACCAUAACAAGACACCCAAGCACUGCCGAGCCGAGUCCUACAUCUGCCCUUCCCUGUCUCCUUGCUUAGGGGGCUAUCAAACAUGGCACAGUACAGUACAGUACAGUGGCACGUCUCUAUCAACUGAUGAGCACUUAUGGGUUUGGGGUUGAAGGCACUUAUUGUUUUGUUGUUAAAUGUUUUAGAAUGUUAAUUCCAAAGAGCAUGCUGGCUUAUUAUUUGUCUAUGUUGUCGGACCUUAUGUCCGAUUGGAGUUUGUUGACCACUAUAGUGCCAAUGCCAACCUCAGUAGGUGAAUGUGAAGACUAAAGCCAUGAAUGCACUGUGAUAGACUUAGUGAAUCUUACAACCUUAGCUUGGAGACUGAGACAAUGAUCCCUACUAUUGUGGGAUUGUAUUAAUGUACAACAUUAAUUGAAGGGUUUUAUUCUGUAACAUAAUGAGCAUAUCAAGGUGUUGUUUUUCUGUCACAUAUUUUCUUUCUUGAUUUUGAACCAAAGCAAAGUGAAACUGGUGCUUACCUCAGGACUGAACCCAGCAUGGGGACGCGACGCUUUAGCUACACAGCAACCAAACAACACAUACGUACACACGUACACACUUGCGUACAUGCAGACAGAGACACACAGACAUUUACAUACAUUUUCAUUUUUUAUUUUGAGGGGACAAUAGUCCUGUGUUAAACCUGUGGUUAUUUCAUUGUUAUGAGAUGUUUUACUUGUCUUACAAUUUUGUUGAUAACAUGUGAUAUUAACAUUUUCCUCUUAUUUUAAUAUGCUGUGUACAUGUUCCUUUUUACUGACCUAAUAGAGGGUUUGUAGGGGUUUGACCAAUGACAUUAUCUUCAGAAGGAAAAGUCAAGCUGGUGAUUUUGUCUUACCUUUGGAAACAAAAGUGUUAACUUUAAUUCAACAGAAUAUACACAUGUAAAUGUUGAUAGGGCUUGUAAGACAAGACGUAAGGCAAUACCUCUGGUUCCAAAGAAACGUAUAUACUGUCUAUGUGAAUUAGGUCUUUUAUUUUUCACCCGAAGCCGCAAUGUUUAGUGACGUGUUUGGUUGCACACCAGGAGUGAUGUAUUUCUCAGUGUUUCCCUAAACAGAUAAACAGUGGCUGGGCUCUGAGUGGAUGAAAGCUAUAGCCUCAAGUUGUUUGACCCAUUUCUCUGGAGGAGGCUUUGUGAGCUGAUGAUGAAUAAGGCUGUGUGUAUUUAUACACAAACACACUUUAAGCCAGCUUGUUUUGGACUGCAGGACAUGCAGGGGUUCCCAGCAGCCUACGUGAAACACAAAAAUCCACACUUGGCUCCAAAGUUCAUUUAGAAAAAUUGUCUACAUGGAAACUGUAUGGGCACAGCUGUUUUGUUAUAACAUAAGAAACUAGUUUAAAUGACAUGUGAAUUGACAGGGGCAGUGGACAAUAUCAAUCUUCGAUUUAUCAUGGCAGUAUGAGGUUGGACCACAGACAUGUGAAGCCCCAUAGACGAGAGGGAACAGCCCAUUGGAAGUUGAUGUCAAUGGUGGGAAUAUAAAUCUCUCCUGCUCGUUCUGUCUCUCAUUCAUUAGUUCACUCUCACUGAAAGUUUAUCUCCCGUUUCCUUUUCUCGCACCGUUAAAACAAGAAAGAAAUAGUUUCCACUGAAACUCCAAAUCUGUACAGGAAGAGAGAGGCAGAUAAUGUCCAGCGUUACUGUUCUGAAAUUACAUUUGGGGGGCAGAGUGUGUGUGUGUGUGUGUGUGCGUGAGUUUAAAGGGGGAAGUGUUGGUUUGUCUGUUUGUGUCCACAUGCUAUUUGAGUAUAUGAAUGGCUGUUAAUGUAUGCUCUGGGAAUAGUUCUGGUGUGAAGGAGAGCAGAGGAGUGAAGGAGCAGGAAGUGAACUGUUGGCUGGGCCUUAGCGUUGAGCAGGAUGUGCAGUGUGUAUCUGCUUGCAGACCGAUAGAGACACAGAUGAAGAUUGGGAGGGAGUAGGGAGGGAGAGGAGCAUGGAGAGCUCAGCAGGGUGGACAUAAGCCCAUUGUUUAAAUAUGAAAGACUGAUCUUAGUUCUAAACCUCGCCAUUCAGAAAACAUUAAGAGCCUCCCUAUCUUUUUCCCUUCUUCCUUCCUUUUAUUUAUUUUAAAUGUUUUAAAGAGUAAACCCCUGUCCACUCUUAUAUUGUAAAAUGCAUAGUGUGCUCUACUUUCAGAAAUCUCUUAACAAAUGAAAGGUCUAAUGAAGCUGUUUUUAUUUAAAUAUUACAUCCUUUCUGGGUAUUAAUUAAGUACCUUACUUUGAUUGUUUCAAUCUAAAUUAUCCCAAAAAAUAGCUUCUUAGCAAAGAGCAAUUUCUCAAGCAAGUCUGUCUGGGAGUGAUCUGAGUAGGGAGGGGAAAAUUGAAAAUUAGCUGUUAUUGGCAGAGAGGUUUGGAAUUCUCUUUCUUAUUGGUCAAUUAACAACAACAAAAAAUGUUUGAGCAUGGCCUUAUUUCUAUUGCAGCAUAUUGGAUCACUGUCAUUCAUAUUCCAUUCACCCAGUUCAAUGUAAUGUGAUAGGUUUAGGCUACUACAUGAUAAUCAAAUGUUCCCUAUACCCAUCAUGAGGUUGCUACAACCCAGCCUAUGAAUGAAAGUUUACAAUGUAGGUGCACACAGGUCGAGAGAAACAUUUGAGGUGACACUUGCAUGUAUCUAGCUGAUCUAGGAUGUAAUCAUUAGUCCAACAGUUGCAAACGAGAGUUUCUAUUGGACAAAUUCAUGUAUGUUUAUCCUCGUUUCGUUUUUUUCAACAGAAUCGGCAGAAUGAAUACACCCCUGAUCACGCGUAAACACAGUUCACUCUGAUAGCAGCCAUAUUGUAUUCCUUCUCACAUCUAUGCACUCUCCUCCUCUCACCUUUUCCCUUCACUUGUGGACUUCAAUGCACAACACAUCAGCUGUCUGUGACCAGGCGAAGAAACCUUUCCAAACCAUAUCAGAACCGCUACACACGGUCCACACUGUUGUCACCACAUUAGCUAAAGUAACGUCCUAGUCAACAUCGCUAAUAUAAUUUGUUAGUAAACCUGCUACAAUCAAACAGUACGUUUACAAUGUACAGUCAGUAAGCAGUUUAGCACUUACACCGAUGGGCCCCGGUGGCAAUAAAUUAGUCAAACCAAAAGCUUACCUUGAAUGGGAAGAGUUCCAGUGUUGUGUUGGAUAGUCAUAGCCAGCUAGACAACAUAGCAUCCCUCUGUUUGAGCAGGUUGUUUGAAUAGGCUAAACUAGCUAGCUGCAUUUGCUAGCUUAGUAAGUGAGCCUGAAAAACAUUACAAACUCUCUAUCUCACCACAUUGUAUGCACUGCAGUGUUAGCUAGCUGUAGCUUAUACUUUCAGUACUAGAAUAAUUAUCUGAUGCUUUGAUUGGGUGGACAACAUGUCUGUUCAUGCUGCAAGAGCUCUGAUAGGUUGGAGGACAUCCUCUGGAAGGUGUCAUAAUUACUGUAAGUCUAUGGAAGGGGGGAGCACCAUGAGCCUCCUAGGUUUUGUAUUGAAGUCAAUGUACCCAGAGGAGAACAGAAGCUAGCUGUCCUCUGGCUACACCAUGGUGCUACCCUACAGAGUGCUGUUGAGGCUACUGUAGACCUUCAUUGCAAAAAAAGUGUUUGAAUCAAUUAUUUGGUGACGUGAAUAUAUUUUGUAUAGUGUUAUCUAAAAAGGAUAACUUUUUAAAUGUUUUACCAUUUUUAUUUUUAUGAAAUUCACUGAGGAGGAUGGUCUUCACUUCCUUCUCUGAGGAGCCUCCACUGGUUCCCAAAGUGGACCGGGUUGAAUUAUAAGGGAAGGAGAGACUUGACACUUUCAUUGGCCUUUAUUACAAGCAGCUGCUUUCCUCCAUUUAUUCCCCCAAACUGCACUUUUCUGGAAAAUUCAUUGAAUUAUAAUUUUAUUACCCUCGUGACCCCCUAAAACCCUCCUCAAUCGCCUUUCCUCUCGCAUGUUGCUUCCUCCUUGUCCUCCUUUUCCUCUCUCCCCGAUCCAACCACUGAUCUCCCACUUUUUCUUCCUUCGUUACCUCAAAGCACUGCUCUCACCUCCGUCUGUCUCCCGCUCUCUUCUUGACACUCAGCACAAACCACUAGCCCACGCCGCCAACCCUCCUCCUCUACUCCUCCUUCCCUACACCUCCUCUCUCCCAUGAUCAAGUCGCUUCCAGUUGUUUUUCCUGCUGAAGAAGACAGUUGUCUAAAUGUUUAUGCGAACAACUACUUUAUUUUUCUUAACACCCUGAUCAAGUUCCAAAAUGAACUUCAACAUUUGACGACGUUAUUAUGUGCUUGCUUUUCAAGUCCAGAAGUAUUUUUCAAAGGAAUAUAAGAGAUGGAGAGCAUCAUUAUUGAGGAAACGCAGGAUAAGACGAGAAAUGUUCAGAGGGAAAUAUGCUAAGAAAGAUGCCAGUAAAGUAAACAUGAGUGGAUGAAAUUGCACAAUUGAGCCAGACCACAGCUCCACCAGCCAAGUCAUGUGCUGAGAUGGAUAGGGAGAGAAAGAAAUAGAGAGAAAGAAUGAGAGAGUUGAAGUACCAGUCAUAGCUUAAGUAAACAACGUAGAAAAAACUGAGUGGCGGUGAACUGCUGCAUCGUCAGGUUUUCAUGUUGGCGUCUCAGUCUGGGUGCCCUCAGCAUUGGUGUCUUCUUACCAGGCCUUCAAAUCAUCACCCAGUCUCCACAUGACAGAGACAGACAGUCUUUGUUGAAGCAGAGGAGGGAGUUGUGGCUGGUGGCUGCCCCAUGUCUUCUUCAGUGUGUUUUGCUUGGAGCGUUCUGUCUCCACCGGGCAGUGAAAUAGUCAGACCGCAGACCUGAUCAACAGACAAGACAGACUACGAAGACACCGUUUAAUCUAGAAUAUCAUAUUGCCGUUUCUCAAGGCUUGACUCUAUUAAUAUGAUUCAUUUACGGUACUUCUCCUAAAGUGAAUUGACUGAAACAACAAACAACUUAACAGGAAAACACAACUAUUUUGGUUGAAAAUAGCAGUUCAGUUUCGGAUCUAAUCUGGGGUCUAAUAGUCAUGUAUGAGUACACAGAUACACACAGACACAAACAAAAUGCAGACACACGAACAAACACACAGCUGGAUGGCAGACUGCCCUGUCACUGUUUGUGACUGGCUGUUCCAGAUUAGAUCAGAUUUAAUUAGGCUUCCCUGCUCCAUUUGGAGUGUCAGUUCUUGUAGAAAAAGUCAUUACUAAAGCAAAGGCAAUGUUACUGACGGCCUGAACUGAACACACACUGAGACGCCUGCCAGAAUGUCAUAGAGCCGAGGGUCCACACACUCCUAAACUCACUGCCCAUUUACAUUAAACUCACACACACAACCAAUUUGAUCCCAUAUAGAAAUGGUGGAUUUGGUCCAUCAUCUGAUAAAGAUUACUGGGGUGAUUGAGGUGGAAGUAGAAUUUGAAUUUGUGGUUGCAGAGUAGGAAAGUUCAGCAGGUAUGUAGACUGAAUAGGGAUAGACAGAGUAGGAAAGUUCAGCAGGUAUGUAGACUGAAUAGGGAUAGACAGAGUAGGAAAGUUCAGCAGGUAUGUAGACUGAAUAGGGAUAGACAGAGUAGGAAAGUUCAGCAGGUAUGUAGACUGAAUAGGGAUAGACAGAGUAGGAAAGUUCAGCAGGUAUGUAGACUGAAUAGGGAUAGACAGAGUAGGAAAGUUCAGCAGGUAUGUAGACUGAAUAGGGAUAGACAGAGUAGGAAAGUUCAGUAGGUAUGUAGACUGAAUAGGGAUAGACAGAGUAGGAAAGUUCAGCAGGUAUGUAGACUGAAUAGGGAUAGACAGAGUAGGAAAGUUCAGCAGGUAUGUAGACUGAAUAGGGAUAGACAGUGUAGGAAAGUUCAGCAGGUAUGUAGACUGAAUAGGGAUAGACAGAGUAGGAAAGUUCAGCAGGUAUGUAGACUGAAUAGGGAUAGACAGAGUAGGAAAUUUCAGCAGGUAUGUAGACUGAAUAGGGAUAGACAGAGUAGAAAAGUUCAGCAGGUAUGUAGACUGAAUAGGGAUAGACAGAGUAGGAAAGUUCAGCAGGUAUGUAGACUGAAUAGGGAUAGACAGAGAAAGGGGAAGACAGAAGCACUGAACUUACAGUAAAACAACCAAUUGACAUCAGAUAUGAUUCUGUCUCCAGGGAGAUAAUGGAACUUUAUUUACCAAACAAGCACACCAGUAUUUUUUUAUUUUAUUAAUUUCGAAUAUAAACAUUUUUUCAAGCGCUUUCUUGAAAAUAUAAACCAAGGUUUUGAAUAGAAAACAAUACACAAAAAAACUAACAGUAUUUUUCUACUUGACAUGGUCAAUAUUGUUCUUAUUUUGCUUUAGUGAAAUGAAUGUAUUUAUUGCAUGUCUAAAUGUUUCAUAGGUCAUUGUUUUGUGUACAUUACAAUUGUGUCUUAAUAAAUCAUGUUUGAUAAGGCUUUUAUUUUUUUUAAGCCAUUGUGAGAAUUGUAUGUUUUUUGUUUGUUUCUAUACUCAAAAUCAACUUGGCAAUAAAAAUGAAUUGCAUAAUGGUU